This is a messenger RNA of Ambispora gerdemannii, 630 nucleotides long. The record is from the annotation of a GenBank genome assembly. NCBI's taxonomy places the organism in Eukaryota, Fungi, Glomeromycota, Glomeromycetes, Archaeosporales, Ambisporaceae.
AUGUUAUUCACAAGAAAUCACAAAAUCCACAAUCCAUUCAAAAAAUCUUCAAAAUCCUCCUCACAAAAAUCAUACCACUAUAACAGCUCCGCAAGUGAUUACGACUUUGAUGAUGAAGAUUACGAGAUAGCCAGCCCAUCAAUAGCAUCAUCAAGACGCAGUUCAUUUUCAGUUGAAGAGGAGAUAAAUUCACAUCACAAUAACAAUAGUAUACCAAUAGUGUACCAGAAUUCGUUCUCAUACAAUUCUAAUUCGGGAUUUUACGGAGCUCCAACUUUGCAAAAUAAAAAGCGAACACGACGACGAAGUAGUCAUGGACAUACAAGUGAGCAUGUGCACGCGCAUCAUCAUCAUCGCAAUUGUCAUUGCCAGCAACAUAACACACCUGCAAAGAAUGAGAAGAAAAGAAAAUAUAAUAGUUAUCAGUCGUCGUCCUCAUAUAGUCCUUCCCGAAGUGUUACUGGAUUUGUGCUGUGGGCGAGAUUGACUUGGGUUAAAGUUGAUCGUGGAAUAAAUAUUCGGGUGGCUGAAUUUACUCUUAAUUCAACAACGUGGACUGAAUUGCAACAAAAAGAAACAAAGAAUAAGCCUCGAGACAAAUUUAGCGAAGUGGAGGAAGAGGCGGCUUAG